Cooperia oncophora is the source of this 840-nucleotide messenger RNA. NCBI's taxonomy places the organism in Eukaryota, Metazoa, Nematoda, Chromadorea, Rhabditida, Trichostrongylidae. The record is from the annotation of a GenBank genome assembly.
AUGGGAAAAUGUUUGAUCAACAGUACAACACAUGUUCCUGAACAUGAGUACUACGGAAAAUUGGCACUUCUACAAGGAUGUCUCAUGGCGUCGGCUAUCGUACCAAUGGUCAUUGGAUUCACCGGCAUUGUGGGAGUACUAACUAAAUUUAUUGGACCGCUCACGGUAUCGCCUCUGAUGCUGCUGUUGGCAUUUUCACAAGUGAAUACUAUGGUUGACAAGAUCAGUCUCCAUUGGGUAGCUAUCAUUCAAGCAAUAACGUUGUUCAUCACAAUUCUGUACCUUGCCGAAGUUCUCGUUCCUUUACCUGGGCUCAAGUACGGUAAACUGCACUGGUACCGGACUAACGUAUUCGGACAGUAUCCGUACUUGAUCGCUAUUGUGAUCUCAUGGGCAUUCUGCCUAUUCCUGACCGUCUUCGAUCUCGUCGAAGCAGGUGGUCCUGCACGAGUUGACAUUCCUCACAAAGUGAACGCCAUUAAAAACUCCGCGUGGAUAGCCGUACCAUAUCCAGGUAAAUUCGGUGUGCCAUCGUUCAACGUCAGUCUCUUUCUGGCGUACCUUCUCUCGGCCAUGACGUCCGUCUUCGAAUCAGUCGGCGAUUACCAUGCCGCUGCUCGGAUAUCACAAGAACGAGCACCGCCGAGUCAUGCCAUAAAUCGAGGAAUCCUUGCUGAAGGUAUUGGUUCGUUUCUAUCGGGAAUGUUGGGACCAGCCGUCGGAAUGACAACCCACACAGAGAACAUUGGUGUCAUCGGCGUCACCAAAAGUCGCCUCCAGAUGGACUAUGGUUGUCGCUGGCGUCCUAUUAAUUAUUUUGGGUGUAUGUACAAAGUCUGA